CAUAUUGAUAUCACAUGCCCAUCAAACAAGUCUUCCUCCAUGCCUCCACUCCAAGUCUUGUAGCGAAUAUAUACACACACAUAUAUAUAAAGAGGGUGUUAUAUAUAACUCUGAUCUGGUGGCAUCGUUACUCCACUGAUACAAAGUAUGAGGAAGAGGGAGAGAGAGAACCCUUGUGGGGUUUGUGGGCACUAUCACAAGUACGAGGAAGGGGAGGUUUGUGGGAUCUGUGGCCAUCGGAUUCCCGAUUCUUCCGAGAAAUCAUCGAUCCAAGUGAGCGCUUUUCCGUCCGAGAUCUUGCCGGAAUUUGUUUAUUUGGGCAGUUACGACAACGCUUCUCGCUCCGAGCUUCUCAAGACUCAGGGAAUCUCUCGUAUUCUAAAUACCGUACCUGCUUGCCAAAAUCUCUACAAGAAUUCCUUCACCUAUCACUGCCUUAAAGAUGAAAAGACUUUACAAUUUGAGGAUGCAAACCAGUUUUUAGAGCAAUGUGAAAGGGAUAAGGCUCGUGUUCUAGUGCACUGUAUGUCUGGAAGAAAUAGGUCGCCAGCUGUUGUAAUAGCAUACUUGAUGAAAUCUAGAGGAUGGCGGCUCGCUCAGAGUUAUCAGUGGGUAAAAGAGCGGAGGCCGCCUGUUCAGUUAAGUCAAGCUGUCUACGAGCAAUUGCAGGAGUAUGAGCUGAAGAUUUUUGGAUCAGUCGAUAGUAGCAACCCCACUCCGCCAAUUUUCCUGCCUACAGCUGCACCUUUAUUCAACAUAGGCUUCCCAAAGAUUAACGAUCCGGUUCCCGUCCCUACUUUCAACACUGUCAGUGCUCCUUCCAUUUUUGAGCGCUCUGCGAUAAAUAUUCCGCCGCAUGAGUUCACGUUUCAAGCGAUACCGACUCAGAAAGAUAUCUCGGGAAGCCCUCUUAAUGCCAAUCCACCAAGUUCAAAUGCUAGUGACAUUCAAAUGGAUAGUUCUUGAUUUGGCUAGUCUUUUGAUACUUUUCAGUCUUCCCAUUUUAAAGGAUGGUCAGAAGUUUAAAAAUCCUGACUUGGAUGUUUGAAUGUAAAGUGGGAGUGGUUGCUCAAACCUUUUGGUUUGUAAGGUUUGGUGCGAUAGAAAGCCAUGGGAGCCUUCUCUCAUUGUCGUUUUAUUACAAGUGCAACUAUUUUUUAUUGACUCGUGCGCUUAUACAAAGUAAUAUCCACUAAAAUAUCUCUUAGUUCAUUUUAUCUGCUA
This is a messenger RNA of Morus notabilis, 1224 nucleotides long. Its product is annotated as protein-tyrosine-phosphatase IBR5. Gene Ontology annotation, cellular component: nucleus. NCBI's taxonomy places the organism in Eukaryota, Viridiplantae, Streptophyta, Magnoliopsida, Rosales, Moraceae. The record is from RefSeq and is a predicted model, not a curated record. Gene Ontology annotation, molecular function: MAP kinase phosphatase activity; protein tyrosine/serine/threonine phosphatase activity. Bases 148 to 966 code for a protein of 272 amino acids. Gene Ontology annotation, biological process: abscisic acid-activated signaling pathway; protein dephosphorylation; auxin-activated signaling pathway. The transcript is spliced from 6 exons.